Molecule: messenger RNA, 587 nt
Organism: Pararge aegeria (speckled wood butterfly)
Lineage: Eukaryota; Metazoa; Arthropoda; Insecta; Lepidoptera; Nymphalidae
Gene: Obp59a
Product: general odorant-binding protein 71
Exons: 4
Coding region: 19-525 (168 amino acids)
Molecular function (GO): odorant binding
Source: RefSeq, a predicted model, not a curated record
AAUGGAAGGGACAAUAGAAUGGGUAACAUGAAUAAUAUGGGGACAGACUAUAGCGGAGCUAGAAAUGGUAUGAGAAAUAGUUAUGGUACAACCGAACGUUUAAGAGGGCAAGAUGAAUUUUUGCAGAGUGAAGAAUAUGGUGAUGCCCCUCAAAACAACUACUACUCAUCAGUUAAGCUACCAAGGAGGUAUAAACGAGAAAAACGCAUAGAAAUAAAUUCUGGACAGCGGAGCCAAUACAAUCCUCACUCGCAGCGCUCUAAUGGGAAACAUGAGAACAAUCAUGAAAAUGAGAAGGAGGGAAAAAAUUCCAGUGAAAAUAAUUCCAGCAAAGAAAUAGACAAAGCUUGCGUGCUUCACUGUUUUAUGGAAAAUUUACAUAUGACAGAUGAUCGUGGUAUGCCGGACAGAUAUCUAGUCACACAUGCGUUGACUAAAGAUGAGAAAAACGAGGACUUGAGGGAUUUUCUACAAGAAUCCAUUGAAGAGUGCUUCCAAAUAUUGGAUAAUGAACACAGAAGAUAAGUGCGAAUUUUCCAAUAGCUUGCUGACUUGCUUAUCGGAGAAAGGGCGGGCUAAUUGCGACG